AUGUGGCGAUACGGAGCAGCACUGCUGCUGCCCGUGCUCUCGGCGGGGGUUAAUGCAUCGGUUGUUGCAACAUCGCUGCAGUUGCUCAACAGCCAUGGGGCUUCAUCGGAAGACAAAGCAGCUGGUCCUUCUGUUGUGCUUACUGCCGUUAGUGACGGCGUCGAUGCCUCCUUGGCCGAGAUGCAUGUGAAAGACGGUGCCAGCCUUUCUUCUGUGACGACACAGCAGAGUAUUAGGCCGUACAGCAGUGCGAAAUCUUCUAUGCCUUACUGCCACAACUGCUUCUCGGAGAAUGCAGCCUCCUGCCGCGUCUGUCUACAUGGCGAGCAUGAGUCCAGCUUUUUGAUGCCAAUGACUCCCUCGCGCUUAUCGGCAGAGCGGGAGGAGGCGUCAUUCGCGGCGCUGGAGACCAAUCACUAUGCAGUUAAGAAUUUGAAUAAGACGUUCUACAUGAAGCGGGGGGAAGGGCCUUUUGGGUCUUUAGGAAACAAGGAAAUAAUACGGGAGAAGCAAGACGACAGGUCGGGCAGCUUCCUUCAAAGCCAAGGCAGCACCGAUAUCCUGGACCUCGAGUUAGGGCUUGCGGAAACGUCCGUGCCCAUAAUGCAAAUGAAAGAUAGCCAGUACUGCGGCAUGCUGGGUAUUGGGACGCCUCCCCAGUGGGUUAGGCCGAUCUUCGACACGGGCAGCACGAACUUGUGGGUCGUCGGUUCCAAGUGCACGGAUGACACAUGCAAGAAGGUGACGCAGUUUGAUCCGACAAAAUCAGGGACAUUCGAGUACACAUCACCUCCCGUCCACUUGGACAUUACCUUCGGCACCGGCCGAAUUGAGGGCACAACGGGAGUCGAUAACUUCCAGAUCGGGCCCUUCACCGUGAAGCGGCAAACCUUUGGACUGGUGGAAGGCGAAGGCGGUCACAACAUGCACGGAAAUAUCUUCAAGUCCAUCGAUUUCGAGGGGAUUGUCGGAAUGGGAUUUCCGGAAAUGUCCAGCACUGGCGCAACGCCCAUUUAUGAUAACAUUAUGAACCAGGCACAGCUGAAGCGCAGUGAAUUCGCCUUCUACGUGGCAAAAGGAUCGCCGGUGUCGGCUUUGUUUUUUGGUGGUGUCGACCCUCGUUUCUACGAGCCGCCAAUUCACAUGUUUCCUGUAGAGCGGGAACAUUAUUGGGAAGUUGCCUUGGACGCGAUCUACGUCGGCGACAAAAAGUUUUGCUGCGAAGGUGGAACCAAGAACUACGUUAUUCUCGACUCGGGGACUAGCUUCAACACACUGCCAGGCGCAGAAAUGAAGAGCUUUUUAGAAAUGAUCCCUUCACAGGACUGCGGGGGGGAAGAUGACCGAUUUCUUCAGCAGUACCCCGACAUCACCUAUGUCAUUGGAGGAGUUAGUUUCGUGUUAAAGCCCGAAGACUAUCUGGUUCGCAGCAAGAUGAAUAUUUGCAAGCCGGCCUACAUGCAGAUCGAUGUUCCCUCUGAAUUUGGCCAUGCGUAUAUUCUGGGAUCCGUGGCUUUCAUGCGCCACUUCUUCACCGUAUACAGACGUUCAGACGGGAAAACGCCUUCUCUUGUUGGCAUUGCACGAGCAGUGCACAGCCCCGAGAAUAAGCAGUACUUGCAGCAGGUGGUGGACGCAUAUCCGGCUGGCACUUUCAAAGAAGGAGACCUUCUUGCUCUGCAGAGAAUGUCGGGGGCGAAGGCCCCUCGCCACAAGUCGCCUAGUGGUCAAAGGAACACCGAGGGUGUUCGAGACGGGUUGAAUGCCGCAUGUGAGAAAGCCCCCGGCGGCCCCGCUGUAGUUGCUUGUAGCAGUAGUCAAGCCUCAGGGGUCUUUUUAGAGAAGGAUGCCGACAAACCUUCAGGGCACCAGUUUUUUAGGUGGUCCGGCAGUUCGAAUAUGGCGCUAAGGUCUCUUCCGAGUGCAGUUGUAGCCUGCGAAGCAUUCGUGGUGUUAGCUCGUGAUGAGUCCUUUGCAACGGGGGCUUCCUCGCGCGAUUCUUACCUUCAGCUUCUGGGAGGGCUUGGGAAUAUCCACCUCCGGCACCCUAGAGGACAUUCCAUCGCCGAUGGGGCUUCAAGAGAACAGACUCUACCAAGGCAGAAGACGGUCGUACCAGUUAACAUCCCCUGCAGCGGGAGUUCUGAAUGCGCUGAAUGA
Molecule: messenger RNA, 2160 nt
Organism: Cyclospora cayetanensis
Lineage: Eukaryota; Apicomplexa; Conoidasida; Eucoccidiorida; Eimeriidae
Product: probable aspartic-type endopeptidase opsB
Exons: 12
Coding region: 1-2160 (719 amino acids)
Biological process (GO): proteolysis
Molecular function (GO): aspartic-type endopeptidase activity
Source: RefSeq, a predicted model, not a curated record